Messenger RNA from Colletotrichum graminicola M1.001, 915 nucleotides. RefSeq lists its product as uncharacterized. Gene Ontology annotation, biological process: cytosolic ribosome assembly. NCBI's taxonomy places the organism in Eukaryota, Fungi, Ascomycota, Sordariomycetes, Glomerellales, Glomerellaceae. The transcript has 2 exons. The coding region runs from base 1 to 915 and encodes 304 amino acids. Gene Ontology annotation, cellular component: mitochondrial matrix. The record is from RefSeq and is a predicted model, not a curated record.
AUGCUUUCCAUCAGGACCAUUGCGCGCUCUGCGCCCAGAACCUUCUCCCGCCUCUCCCUCAGACAGUCAGUGGCGCGCCCGAGUGCUUUCUUCAAGGCCUCUUCAUGGAGCCCUGCUGUCCAGACCCAGCGCGCAUCCGCCUUCUCCAGCUCCGCUUUCAGGAAAGCGGCUGCUGGCGAGACUGAUUCCGAGCUCGUCGCCAAGCUUGACAGUGAGCUUCAGUUUGAGGAGGAGGUUAAGCAGAAUGAGCAGCUCCCCGCCAGCGUUAAGGACUUCAUCGACAACAGCCCCUUCGAGAUCCACGACAUCCCCGGCAAGGAGGAAGUCAAGCUGACUCGCAGCUUCGGAGAGGAGAAGAUCACCAUUACCUUCUCCAUCGCCGACCUCGCCAACUACGAUCCCGAGAUGUACGAGAAUGACCGCGCUCUUGAGGAUGAGGAGUUCGACUCCGACAUCCAGAACUCCAACAAGCAGAGUGGCGUCCAGGCAUCCGGCGGCGCUCGCUCCGCCAACGCCGAGGAGCAGCUGGAGGAGGAGGAGGGCGACCUCGAUGAGGCCGCUCCCCCUUGCCGCUUGAGCAUCGUUGUUGAGAAGCCCGGAAAGACCCCCGGCGCGCUCAACAUCGACGCCACUGCUCAGGACGGCGCCAUUGUCGUCGACAACAUGUUCUACUACGAGGACGGCAAGCUCGCCCACGCCGCUAACGCUGAGGUCGCCCACGCCCGCAGCGACAUCUACCCUGGACCCCCCUUCGGCAGCCUCGACGAGGACCUUCAGAUCCUGAUGGAGCGCUACCUCGAGGAGCGCGGCAUCACCCAGGCCCUGGCUGUCUUCGCGCCCGAUUACAUUGACGUCAAGGAGCAGCGCGAGUACGUCCGGUGGUUGAACAACGUCAAGGGCUUCGUCAGCGCCUAA